AUGGCAAAAUUGUGGCAGUUCCUAUGGGCUUUUCGGAAGUAUCUGAUGUGUGUCCUGUUUCCAAUCUUGCUGCUGCCCCUGCCCGUCCUGGUCGAAGGAAAGGAAUCCAAAUGUGGCUACACUAUCAUCCUCAUGGCGCUCCUGUGGUGCACAGAGGCCCUGCCGCUGGCGGUGACUGCCUUCUUCCCCCUCAUCCUCUUCCCUAUGAUGGCCAUCAUGGAUGCAUCAGAGGUUUCUGUCGAGUAUUUGAAUGACACCAACAUCCUCUUCAUCGGUGGCCUGCUGGUGGCCAUAGCUGUUGAACAAUGGAACCUGCAUAAGCGAAUUGCUCUCCGUGUCCUCCUCAUCGUUGGCGUGAGGCCAGCAUUCUUGAUCCUGGGCUUCAUGAUCGUCACAGCAUUCCUGUCCAUGUGGAUCAGCAACACCGCCACCACAGCCAUGAUGGUGCCCAUCUCCCAUGCUGUCCUGGAGCAGCUUCACAAAACCCCAGAGCAGAAGGACGAGGAGGUGGGCAACGUCAACAACUCCUUUGAGAUCCAGGAACCCGAUAGCACCGUCACUGAGAAAGAACCUCCAAGGCUGGAUAUCAGCCCUGCCCCAGCACCAGUGCUCCUGGAUAACCGUGAGAAGGAAAGAGAGCAGCUCAAAUUCUCCCAGGGCAUGAGCCUUUGUGUCAGCUAUGCUGCCAGCAUUGGGGGCAUAGCCACACUGACGGGCACCAGUCCCAACCUGGUGUUACAGGGACAAGUCAACUCGCUCUUCCCAGACAACCCCGGUGUGGUGAACUUUGCUUCCUGGUUCGGUUUUGCCUUCCCCAUCACGGUCAUCCUAUUGUUACUAUCCUGGAUGUGGCUCCAGCUCCUGUUCUUGGGAUUUAACUUGCGGAAGAACUUCAGCUGUGGAGGGCAGGCUCGAGAAAAGGAGAAAGCAGCAUACCAAGUCAUCCAGACUGAACAGAAGAAGUUGGGCCCCAUGACUGUUGCUGAGAAACUCGUCACUGUCCUGUUUGUUCUCCUAGUAGUCCUGUGGUUCACGAGAGAGCCUGGCUUCUUCCCCGGUUGGGGCAGUGUGGCCUUUCCUAACGAAAAGGGGGAAAGCAUGGUCUCAGACGGCACCGUGGCCUUCUUCAUCGGCAUCCUCCUGUUUAUCAUACCCUCAGAGCUCCCUGGCUCCCAGCAGCAGGGUAAGUAUUUGGGGAAGUUGAAGGCCCCACCUGCACUCCUGACCUGGAAUAUCGUGAAUAAGAAAAUGCCCUGGAAUAUCGUCUUCCUGCUGGGUGGAGGCUUUGCUCUGGCCAGGGGCAGUGAGACAUCAGGCCUGUCCCAGUGGCUGGGGGAAAAGCUAACACCACUACAGGGCAUCCCUACUUCAGCCAUUGCCUUCAUCCUUAGUGUCCUUGUGGCUACCUUCACUGAAUGUACCAGCAAUGUGGCCACCACUACCCUCUUUCUGCCCAUCCUCGCUUCCAUGUCCCAGGCCAUCUGCAUCAACCCACUCUAUGUCAUGCUCCCCUGUACCAUCGCAUCCUCUCUGGCCUUUAUGCUGCCUGUGGCCACCCCAGCUAAUGCCAUCGUCUUCUCAUUUGGAAAUCUCAAAGUGUGUGACAUGGCCAAAGCAGGAUUUCUUCUCAAUAUCAUUGGCAUAGUGAUCAUCACGCUGGCCAUCAACACCUGGGGCUACCCCAUCUUUCAACUGGACCAUUUCCCUACCUGGGCCCAGAUCAACAGCAAUGCCACCUGCGGAGUCAACGGCCAAUCCAACACAAGCUUUGUCUCCCCUUAACCUCCCUGGGGAGGGAGGGGGUCUGCUUGGAGAGAUCCUCUAUGAACACAUGCUCCCAAGCCUUUCAGCCUCGGUGUGUGGACAGGCCUGGGGAUGGUGAAGAGGUAGCCUUUGUGUGUACAUUUGAAUGUGUUCACACAACAUGUGUGUGUCAUAGAGUGUGCAUGGAUGCUCCUGCAAUGUGGUAUGUUUACAAAGCACACCUCUGUCUGUGUGUGUGUCUGUGUGUGUGUGUUUAUGGGUGUCCGUGUGAUAGCUGAAUGAGGGUAUUUGGUGACAACACCUCCUUCAGUUUCUCCAAAGACACAGCCACAGCUCCUAUAUUUUGA
Messenger RNA from Dromiciops gliroides (monito del monte), 2111 nucleotides. It is a transcript of the gene SLC13A2, whose product is annotated as solute carrier family 13 member 2. The transcript has 12 exons. Lineage: Eukaryota; Metazoa; Chordata; Mammalia; Microbiotheria; Microbiotheriidae. The coding region runs from base 1 to 1782 and encodes 593 amino acids. The record is from RefSeq and is a predicted model, not a curated record. Gene Ontology annotation, molecular function: transmembrane transporter activity. Gene Ontology annotation, biological process: monoatomic anion transmembrane transport. Gene Ontology annotation, cellular component: membrane.